Molecule: messenger RNA, 1661 nt
Organism: Conger conger (European conger)
Lineage: Eukaryota; Metazoa; Chordata; Actinopteri; Anguilliformes; Congridae
Gene: c1qbp
Product: complement component 1, q subcomponent binding protein
Exons: 6
Coding region: 175-1044 (289 amino acids)
Biological process (GO): cytosolic ribosome assembly
Cellular component (GO): mitochondrial matrix
Source: RefSeq, a predicted model, not a curated record
AGACUGCAGGUCAGUAAAUACAAUUUCCGGUGCAAAGUUCGAAGUUCAACUUGAACGAAGAGGUCAGAGUGUCCUUUCACACGUGUUUCCAGUAGUUUCUGAUCAUUCUGUGAGAAGAGAGGCAUCGAGACCGUUUAAACCUUCUCCGUUACUUGUUGUUUCUUAUCCGCAAUAAUGUUAAAAUCGCUUGCCCGUGUCGUCACCACCGCGGCUCGUUUUUCUGCGAGAACGACCACCGUUUCCUGGGCCGGAACACUGGAGCCUUUGGGGCGACCGGCACUGUGCGUUCCAAAUUCGGCAACAAUUCGGCCUUUCACUCGGUCCAUCUGGAUGAUGCGAAACAGCGGGUCUGGAUCAGGACCCAGACCAACAUUACUCUCAAGUAGGGGUACUCCAUCUGUGUCGUGUGGCUGUGGAGGGCUUCAUACAGAAGGGGAUAAAGCUUUUGCAGAGUUCCUUUCGGAUGAACUCAAAGAGGAGAGGAAGAUUAAGAAACAUCAGUCACUUCCCAAAAUGUCUGGCGGGUGGGACAUGGACCUGAAUGGCACAGAAGCCAAGCUAAUUAGAACACUCGCUGGAGAAAAAGUGACUGUCACGUUUAACAUCAACAACAGCAUUCCUCCCAACUUUGAGGAAGAGGAAAACCAGGGGCAGAAAAGUGGAGAGAAUGAGCCUGAAAUUGUGUCAACACCCAACUUUGUGGUAGAAGUAACAAAACACGCCUCAAACACUUCCUUGGUGUUUGACUGUCACUAUCCAGAAGAUGAGGCUAGUCAUGGGGAAGGAGAGGAGGAGAGUGACAUAUUUGCUAUUCGUGAGGUCAGUUUCCAGCCCAUAGGGGAGGCCGAUUGGAAAGAGACCAGCUACACGCUCAACACAGAUUCUCUGGACUGGGCUCUGUAUGACCACUUGAUGGACUUCCUGGCUGACCGUGGAGUAGAUAACACCUUUGCUGAUGAGCUCAUUGAGCUGAGCACUGCUCUGGAGCAUCAGGAGUACAUUGGAUUCCUGGAGAAUCUCAGUGGCUUUGUCAAGUGCUCGUAAGCACAAAUGGCCAACAAAGACACAAUUCUUCUCACAUGAAAACACCUGUGAAUUGUGUGCAACGAUGGACUUGUCCUUAGUCAACUGUGUGAAGGCAUGUUUAAUAUCAGGGACUGCGGGUUCAUUGCUGGAGGAAAUUUUGGGAUAUUACUCCGUGAGGACCUUAAAUGCAUCUUGGGCUGUCUGAAUCUGUGCACUUGCCUACCAUUGAGUAGGCAUGUUGCAUGCAAGGUGUAUACAACUUGUAUACUCAAUAGUACGCAAGUGUACCGAUUUGAACACUGCCAUAUUUUUUCCUUGAAAAACAUGUCUUCCCAUUUUUAAAAGUGCCCCUCAAAAUCGGCCAUGUCAAAUUCAAAAGUAGUCCCAUGGCACUUUACUCAGGAGUGUUAAAAUGUAAAAGUCCAGCAGAGUUGUCCUUGCCUUUAAAGAGUACAUGUUCAGUCCUUCAUUAAGAUUGAGGCUCAAGUAAAUGGGAGCACUUUAAGUGCACACAGUUUAAGCUGAAUUCCCCUCUAUUGUUACAGUGUGGUGGGACAAAUUGUACUAGUUAUGCAUAGCCUGAAUUUAAAUGUAAAUUGGAAUUCCUCUGAAAUAUGAAUAAAUAAGUUUACUUA